This is a messenger RNA of Poeciliopsis prolifica (blackstripe livebearer), 2158 nucleotides long. Its product is annotated as transmembrane protein 230-like. NCBI's taxonomy places the organism in Eukaryota, Metazoa, Chordata, Actinopteri, Cyprinodontiformes, Poeciliidae. The coding region runs from base 520 to 864 and encodes 114 amino acids. Gene Ontology annotation, cellular component: endomembrane system; synaptic vesicle. Gene Ontology annotation, biological process: synaptic vesicle transport. The transcript is spliced from 7 exons. The record is from RefSeq and is a predicted model, not a curated record.
CCGGUCGGCUAACGGUAGUUAGCUAAAGGCUAACAAGUUUAGCAUGUUGAACUCAACCUGGAGCUGCUUUUUGAAAACCAAGUGUUCAGGUGGGACAACCUGUUCAUAGAAGAACCGUACGUCAUACUCUUCACAAAACUGACAUGAUCGUGGCCCAUCCAGAGGCCAAACUUCCGGCUCAAUGGCCGCUGGAUCCUGGGAGGAUACGCAGGGCUCAGAAGAAAAUAUUGAACUCUGCUUGCUGAGAGGAAUCCUUAAGGAGAUCAACAAUUAUUGAGCAAAAACAGCUCGACGUGAGAUUUGCGUGUGCGCAUGCGCCUUGAAGGAAAAACAAGGAAGUUUUUCCCUCAAUGGAAACACUGUGAAUGGGACAGAACUUAGCAUCACAGCGAGGCUAACUGAGUUUAUUCUGCCUCAUGUAAAGAACUCGUAUAAAAAGCUGUAAAUGACUGGGACUACCAGCCUGCAUUUCUCUGCCCAAACAGCUGUUAUGCUACGCUAACGGACGUUGGAAGCAACAUGUUGACAGCUGGAUUAUCCAACAACAAGGUCAAAUAUUCUCGACUGGCAGCUGACGACGAUGGCUACAUCGACCUGCAGUUCAAGAAAAGUCCACCAAAGAUCCCGUACAAGGCGAUUGGCGUGGCAGUAAUCUUGUUCCUGAUUGGCUCCUUGCUGAUCAUUUUGGGAGCCCUGUUUCAGACCGGGAUCAUCAAUGUCGAGAAUCCCAACCGCACCGUCCCCAUCAUCGUCAUAGGCCUCCUGGUCUUCCUGCCCGGCUUUUACCACGUCAGGAUCGCCUACUACGCCGCCAAGGGUUACCGCGGUUACUCCUACGAUGACAUCCCGGACUUCGGCGACUGACCCGGGCGACUGUUUACGCUCUGACUCGACUGUAGCAGAACGAGGAGAGCGGCGGAGGCCGACAUGUUGCAGCUUUGCUGAAAUGUAUAACUGUGAGAUGUUUCUUCUUUGCUCUGUUUGCUCGUUUCUCGUUGGCUUUUUGAGCCUCCACGCCGAAACACGAGCGACCUCAGAGACUCAAGCUGCUUUAUUAGCAGCAGAGGAAGCCGGGCUGCAAAAACUCGACACAGAAAUCAUAUUUCUUAUUUACCGUCGCUCCACUGUGGCUGUAGCUCUAGUGUGUUUGCAAUAUAAUCCAAAGUAGAAAAGUUUUUUUUUUUUAAAGGUGUGCAGGUAUAUAUUUUUUAAAGUGUUUGUUUGAAAGCAGUGUUUCUUUUUGUUAUGCUGGAGUGACAAGAACGAAUGUUUUGACUUUGCUGCAAUGAAGCAGAAAAUUAAAUGUUGGGUGUUUUAUUAAAUGUUACGUGUUUUAAAUGUCAUCAGUAUGUCAAGAAUAUUAACAAAUGUGGUUUAUUUAAGGUUUUAAUCAAAAUUGUGAUGGCAUGUUAGGGUAAUUAUAGACGAGGGGACACAGGGAGGAAAUUUCUGCUAAAAAAAUCUGAGAUUUUCUAGAAAAAUCAAGUUUGAAAUUUGGAAAAUUUGCUAGAAAAACAUCCAAAAAUUUUUAGAUUAAUUUCAUAAAUAUUUGAGAAAAAAAUCUAGAAAUCUUCUGAGGUAAAUUUCAAAAUGUAUUUAUUUUUUGGCUUUUCAAAUUCUGAAAUUUUUCUUGAUUUCUCUGAAAAUUUUUGAAAUUAUUCUUAGAAUAUCUUGAGGUUUUGGCAGAAAUGUACUCUUAUAUUUAUAUAAGUAUACAAUGGCCAAAGUAUGCUGUUUUACUUUACCAGUAUUGCCAAUAUCAAUUAUGUUAUUUAUAGGUAUAUACUGUGCUAAUAUUACUAACAUGCUGUUAAUAUUUGACAUUUUGCAUUGAAAAGUGUAAUUUGUCAAUGUUUUUUUUUCUUUUAACUUAAUUUGGAGUUUUUAUAUAAUGUAAGGUAUAUAUAUAUAUUAUCUUUAAAAUACCAACAUCAGUUGUAAUUAUAUAAGUUAAUUAAAUUACUACUUAAUUAAGUUAAAUAAAUUGGUAUAAAAUGUAGAAAAAACGUUCUUUUUUGUGUCAGAUUACAUCAUUUUAAAUCAGAUGUUCUGAUCCGUUAAUAUUUCUGUUGCCUUUUAAACAAAUGCUUUUUCACUCAGUUAUCUGGAGAGCUACUUUUCACUUUAACUUGAGUAAAAAUGUGUUGAAGUACUGUUA